GCCCGCUCUUCCCCGGGGCCGCCUCUGGAGGGAGCUGCAGCCUCUCCCGAGGAAGCUCGGCCCCGCCGCCAUAGCUCCCCGCCGCGCUCGCCCCAAGCCUCUCCCCCGCCGGCCGGCCGGGCCCGCCCGUGCCGCCAUGGCCGACGUGGAGGACGGAGAAGAACCCGGCGCGCCGGCCUCGCACUCGGGCAGCGCGGGCUCCAAGGCCGCUGGCGACAAGAUGUUCUCCCUUAAGAAAUGGAACGCGGUGGCUAUGUGGAGCUGGGACGUGGAGUGCGACACGUGCGCCAUCUGCCGGGUCCAGGUGAUGGAUGCCUGUCUUAGAUGUCAAGCUGAAAAUAAACAAGAAGAUUGUGUUGUGGUCUGGGGAGAGUGUAACCAUUCCUUCCAUAACUGCUGCAUGUCCCUGUGGGUGAAACAGAACAAUCGCUGCCCCCUGUGCCAACAGGAUUGGGUGGUUCAGAGAAUAGGAAAAUGAAAGCCCCGGGCAUCAUCAAGUGCCAGGGUCUGACGCCCUGAGGAUGUCACAUAUUGGGCAGAGCUCUCCAAAGAUGGCGACACUCCACUUGUCUUGUCUUGGUAAAAGCAUUGAGCUGGAUAGUCGCUGAAGUUAGGGUGCAGCAUUUGGUCCCCUUUCUUUUUAGAACUUCUCUACAAGUAAGAACAGUGUGUUAUAGUGACUUUCUUUUUGCUUUCUUUGAUGUGAAUUGUAGAUAAUUGCUUAGAAAUGCCAUGUUAGGAAAAUAGCUUCAAUGUGAAUGACUUUUCUAAUCUAAUUAAAGUCUAGGAUAAAGGGGAAUCAAUAGAGUCAGUUCCAUUGAAACAAGAGAGUUUUGCAUGUUUAUAGUUAAUCAUUUAAAAUUAUUGACAUGAAUGAAAGAUUCAAGUCUAAUCCUUGUAAAGGUAUGGUUUGGUGCUAAUAGUAUUUUUUUUCCCCUGAAAAUAAAUAAUUUAUGCAAUAUUCUUUCAGUUUGCUAGGCUUUGGGCUUCUUUCCAAGUUUUUAUUAAAAACAAGACAAAAAUUUUAUGGCCAGAGCAACCAAAAGUUAUAUUUCUCUCUCUAUGAGAAAUUGAAUCUUGAUCAUCUUGUAAGGCUAUAUCUUUGAUUCUUAAGUAAAAUCUAUACCCAGAAUUCUAUAAAGUCAAUAAGUUACGGACACAAGUAUUUCUAAAUCACACUUUAAUUUUUAACAUGUUAUAUUGCUUUAAUGGUAAUUUAUAUUGAAUAUCUACAAGAUGUUUAAUUUACUUAUAUCUUUAAUGAGAAAAUUACAAUCAUAUAACACUAUUUGAUAAAUGAUUAAGGAGUCUAUUACAUUGUUUAAUUACUUGAACUGUGACAUAAUAAAUAUUAAAGUAAUCUAAUUCUUUUGUGACUGUUUAUAUUUCUUUUUAGAAAACUAUGCAUCUCGUCAUUAUUUUAACUGAGAUUAAAAUUUUGAAAUAUAUUAUUUGAAUGCUUGCUAGCAUUAAAGUAGUUAUUAGCUAUAUUUUAACCUAAAUUUGUUUACAUUUGGGGGGAAAAGUUUUUAUUGAAUUUGGUGAACAAUCUGAAGAAAUUUGGGGUAUGAGGCAAUUAAUUUCAGAGUAGUCGGCAUUAAAGUCUUUCGUCUAAGUACCAAAAUACAAAUUGAUUAUGAGUAUAUGUGAGGGAGAAAGAGAUUUAUCCUAAAAUUUCAAAGAAGAAAACCAUUUACUUCUCUGUUUCAGAAGUCAGUAGUCCUGCACUUCAUUUCAACAAUCCAAAAAGGAGUAGAAAACCUAAAGAAUUAUGAGUAAUAAAAUUUUGAAAAAUUAAGUACUAUGGGUUUUUUUUUAAUGUAUUGACUUUUUUUUAAUCUAUCAUGAGUUUAUUAGGUUUCUCUAUAAAACAGGUUUUAUUGUAAAGUUGCUUUCCAUUAUUCCUGUGACCCAGUCCAAUACACAAGUGCAUCCAAGCAUCACAGUAUAGCAGAAAAGGCCCAGAAUAAAAGCAGAGAGCCUGUGUUUAUAUCCUGGCCCUGCUACUUAUGUAUCUCCUUUAGGCCAGAUGAUUUUUUCAUCUCUGCAAAUCGAGAGUUUGGGUCUGGAUGAACUUUCAGUUCCUUCCAGUUCAAAAUGCUGCAGUCUUCUCCUUUGGCAAUUUAAUAGUUUGGGAGUUUUUAAUCACUGUAAAAUAAACUUACAGCAGGUUUUGCAGAUUUUUCUAAAGGGGUGAAUGUCCUUAAAAUGUGACCUUAGUAUUUGACCUUAAAAUGGAGGAGAAAAUAGUGAGAAUUUUAAAUUAUUUUAGUCAAAGGAGUGACAGUAUGUAGAUGAAUUGUGGAGGAGGAUGGUAAUUGGGUGGUUAACUGCUGCUUUGGCAAUCCCAUAGCAAAAGAUGUUACAUCCUACCAUCUAACAAUUCACCAUUUAUAUAUGAGCAUCUGAGAGUAGGAGAGGAGGAGGAAAUCAGACAAAGCAAGACUGAUCAUACUCAUCCUGGAGUGAUAAUCAGCCAAUCUGCAUAGUCAUCUGAAAGUGGACUGCAUA
Sarcophilus harrisii (Tasmanian devil) is the source of this 2511-nucleotide messenger RNA. RefSeq names its product ring finger protein 7 (gene RNF7). Lineage: Eukaryota; Metazoa; Chordata; Mammalia; Dasyuromorphia; Dasyuridae. The coding region runs from base 137 to 478 and encodes 113 amino acids. The transcript has 3 exons. Gene Ontology annotation, biological process: protein ubiquitination; ubiquitin-dependent protein catabolic process. Gene Ontology annotation, molecular function: cullin family protein binding; ubiquitin protein ligase activity; zinc ion binding. The record is from RefSeq and is a predicted model, not a curated record. Gene Ontology annotation, cellular component: Cul5-RING ubiquitin ligase complex; nucleus.